Messenger RNA from Helicoverpa armigera (cotton bollworm), 1245 nucleotides. RefSeq lists its product as uncharacterized. The coding region runs from base 4 to 1245 and encodes 413 amino acids. The transcript has 4 exons. Gene Ontology annotation, cellular component: plasma membrane. Gene Ontology annotation, biological process: sensory perception of smell; detection of chemical stimulus involved in sensory perception of smell. Gene Ontology annotation, molecular function: odorant binding; olfactory receptor activity. The record is from RefSeq and is a predicted model, not a curated record. NCBI's taxonomy places the organism in Eukaryota, Metazoa, Arthropoda, Insecta, Lepidoptera, Noctuidae.
GAGAUGUGGCGUUACAUCCGUAAGUUUGGUCUGGAGUACUGUGACCUGCCCACCAUGCUGUGGAACGUCUCCGUGCUCCUGAAGGUGCUCACAGUCAACAUUUAUGGCAAAAACAGGAAAGCAAUCCCCCUCAUCUUCUACAUAAUCGUGACGGUGGGUCUCCUGACGUACUUCUACGUGUACCAGGUCUGCAUGGUAUGGUUCGUCUGCGUGAGGACCAAGGAGACAGGAGACAUGGUGGCUGCCAUGGUAGUCAUCUCUCUAGGGGUGUCCAGCCUGAUCGGGAUCGUUAAGCUGCUGUAUAUGUAUCUGUAUAUUGACAAGUUCCGCGCGCUAACAGACUCGUUCCUGGAGUUCGACGCUCGUAUCGCCCCUGGUAGCCGCGUGUCGCGGAACGUCUUGCGUUACAUGCGAAACGUGAAGAUGCGCGCUCUCAUCUACUGGGGCAUCCUCAUGGGUAACGGGUCUCUCUACAUCUUCAGCCCGCUGGCCAGGCCUGGGAGGCAUUUGAAUGAGGAUCUGCUCAUUAUUUAUGGAUUGGAGCCAAUGUUUGAGUCACCGAACUACGAAAUAGCUUGGGCUAUGAUGGCAGGUAGUGUUUACACAAUAUGCUAUAUUUCAGCCAAUGUCACUUGCUAUCUAGUAGUUAUUAUCGGCUAUGCCGAGUCCCAGAUACUAACCCUCGGCGAUGAAGUCAUGCAUAUAUGGACAGACGCAAAAGAACACUAUGAAAGCAUCGCUAAAACUGAUGAUAAUGAUAAUGACCACUCCAACUUUGAAAGGAAAAGUAAAAUAAUGAACGAUCAUGUAUUCAACACUCUUAAAGACAUCGUGAGACGACAUGCUACCAUAAAAACUCUUUUGAACCAGAUAGAAGAUGUGUGCAGAGGGCUCUUUGCAGUUGGAUUCUCUCUUUUAAUCCUAGGAGUGAUAUCGGAACUGCUAGGAGGACUGGAAAACACACUGUUGCAGUUGCCUUAUGCUUUCAUGCAGGUUGGGAUCGACUGUUUUAUUGGUCAGAGGGUAAUGGAUGCAGGAGAUGUCUUUGAGAAGGCUGUGUACAGCUGCCGAUGGGAGAACUUUGAUAAGAGGAACAUGAAGUUGAUCCUCAUAAUGCUUCAGGCCUCCCAGAGGACGCCGUCCAUAUCUGCCGGUGGCAUGACGACGAUGAACUUUGUUUUGCUCAUGGGGACUAUUAGGGGAACCUAUUCGGCUUACACAGCCCUUAGGUCUUCUAUGGCAUAA